This is a messenger RNA of Octodon degus (degu), 1636 nucleotides long. It is a transcript of the gene Suclg2, whose product is annotated as succinate-CoA ligase GDP-forming beta subunit. The transcript has 11 exons. Bases 142 to 1296 code for a protein of 384 amino acids. Gene Ontology annotation, biological process: tricarboxylic acid cycle; succinyl-CoA metabolic process. Gene Ontology annotation, molecular function: ATP binding; succinate-CoA ligase (GDP-forming) activity. Gene Ontology annotation, cellular component: mitochondrion; succinate-CoA ligase complex. NCBI's taxonomy places the organism in Eukaryota, Metazoa, Chordata, Mammalia, Rodentia, Octodontidae. The record is from RefSeq and is a predicted model, not a curated record.
GCGUCCCCUGCAGCCGCGCAGGCAGGCCGGCUUCUGCGAGACCUGGUGCUCCGGCCCCGGUUCUUGGUUCCCGGGUCUCAGGUGGUUCAGUGCACCUCCAGAAGAUGGCUCAACCUACAGGAGUACCAGAGCAAGAAACUGAUGUCUGACAAUGGAGUGAGAGUUCAAAGAUUCUUUGUAGCAAGCACUGCCAAUGAAGCUCUGGAGGCUGCUAAGAGACUAAAUGCCAAAGAGAUUGUUUUGAAAGCUCAGAUCUUAGCUGGAGGAAGAGGAAAAGGUGUCUUCAAUAGUGGCCUGAAAGGAGGUGUUCAUUUAACAAAAGACCCCAAAGUUGUGGGACAGCUGGCUAAACAGAUGAUUGGGUAUAAUCUAGCAACAAAACAAACUCCCAAAGAAGGUGUCAAAGUUAACAAGGUGAUGAUUGCUGAAGCCCUGGACAUUUCCAGAGAAACCUACUUAGCGAUUCUGAUGGACCGGGCCUACAAUGGCCCUGUGCUGGUGGGCAGCCCCCAGGGCGGCGUUGACAUUGAAGAAGUGGCCGCUUCCAGUCCAGAACUUAUUUUUAAGGAGCCAAUUGACAUUUUUGAAGGCAUAAAGGACAGCCAAGCUCAGCGGAUGGCAGAAAAUCUGGGCUUCCUUGGGCCUUUGAAAAACCAGGCUGCAGAUCAAAUUAAGAAGCUGUAUAAUCUCUUCCUGAAAAUUGAUGCCACUCAGGUAGAAGUGAAUCCCUUUGGUGAGACUCCAGAAGGCCAAGUUGUCUGUUUUGAUGCCAAGAUAAACUUUGAUGACAAUGCUGAAUUCCGACAAAAGGAGAUAUUUGCUAUGGAUGACAAAUCAGAGAAUGAGCCCAUUGAAAAUGAAGCUGCCAGAUAUGAUCUAAAAUACAUAGGACUGGAUGGGAAUAUUGCCUGCUUUGUGAAUGGUGCGGGACUAGCCAUGGCUACUUGUGAUAUCAUUUUCCUCAGUGGUGGGAAGCCAGCCAACUUCUUGGAUCUAGGAGGUGGUGUAAAGGAAUCUCAAGUGUAUCAAGCUUUCAAAUUGCUCACAUCUGAUCCUAAGGUUGAAGCCAUCUUAGUCAAUAUUUUUGGCGGUAUUGUCAACUGUGCCAUCAUAGCCAAUGGAAUCACCAAAGCCUGCCGGGAACUAGAACUGAAGGUGCCCCUGGUGGUCCGCCUUGAAGGAACUAAUGUCCAAGAGGCUCAGAACAUACUCAGAAACAGCGGGCUUCCCAUCACCUCAGCUAUGGACCUGGAGGACGCAGCCAAGAAGGCUGUGGCCAGUGUGAGAAAGAAGUGAUGUCUCCUUGGGGCUGUUUUCCCAAUGGCUCCUUCAUUGUGAAGAAGAGGGUUGGGGGGGGGGAGACAAAACGGUUCACUCACUGGGAGAAAAUGGGGAAGAUAUGAAUAAGAAUCACUGUGAAAAAUCUUAGAUCUGUGUCCUCUUAGAUAAAUUACCCAGACAUCCUAGUCUGAUCUUACAUAUGUAGUCACUCUAAAAAUAAUGUCCUCUAUUUGCAAGCACUUGCCAACUUUGGGGAACAGUCUCUGGCCCAAUAAUGUGCAUAUAUACACAAAUUUAACUAAGGCAUGCCUUGGCUCAUUGAGAAGAAUAUUGAUGAAUAUUUACCUUAUGGUAG